CCGGCCCGGCCCGGCCCCGCCCGCCCCGCUGACGGCGCCGCGAUGGCGGCGGGCGGGGCGCGGCUGGCCUGAGCCGCCAACAUGGCGGCGCUGCGGGAGGAGGAGUUCGCGGCGCUGCAGAGCCUGCUGAAGGCGCCGUCCAAGGACGCCGUGCGGCAGCUGUGCCAGGAGUGCUUCUCCAGCCCGCCCGCCGCGCUCCGCCCGCUGGCCCAGCGCGCUUGCCCCGGGCUCGCCGCCGACCCCGAGGAAGCGGAGCAGCUGGUAUCUGCUUUGCACAACCUCACCAGGCAUGUCGUGUACCGCGGCUUGACGAGGGCAGAAGAUAUCCUCUCUCUUUUCCCAGAAAACUUCCACCAAAAUCUGAAAAACCUUUUGACUAAGAUAAUCUUGGAGAAUAUCUCUGCUUGGAGGAAUGAAGCACAAGCAAGUCAGAUCUCCCUGCCUCGGCUGGUUGACAUGGACUGGAGGGUGGACAUCAAGACAUCUUCAGACAGCAUCAUAAGAAUGGCAGUCCCUACUUGCCUGCUUCAGUUAAAGAUUCAGGAAGAUGCUGCCUUAUGUGGAAAUAAUCCUGUUGUUUCUGCACUGACUGUGGAACUGAGUAAAGAAACCCUGGACACUAUGUUAGAAGGUCUAGGAAGGAUUCGGGACCAACUUUCUGCCGUUGCAAACAAAUGAAUACUCAAUGGCACGGAUUCCAGCAGCAAGGAAGGGAAGUAUUCUCUACCUACAGCUCUCAUAUGUUGCAGUCCAGUGUAACACAUCGUCUGUUUUGGCAAAACAAAACCAAGAAGUUUCUAUAUUGAAUUAAUGAGAUAGCUUUUGAAAGCUAACACUCAAAUAUUGAUUUGGUCUGAUACCAAAAAGUGCUUUCCCAAUGUAUUGUUGAACAAAAGCUGUUCACCAUUUCAGAAGAGAAUUGGAGGGCUCAGAGCUGGGCUUAAUCACAAGGAUCGUAGCUGGAAAGAGCAAAUAGCUGCAGCCAGUGAAACAAGUGCUAUCCCUUUGCCCCAAAAUGAGAAUCUAAAAGGCUCAAGCUGGUUAAUGGGCUGCCUUCCAGUAUUAGAAAAAGAGGGUGCUUCUCUGGAAUGUGCACGUACUGAGGUGCAUGUUAGAUGUAGCACACUCUCUCUCUCAAUGAAGCACAGCCAUGAGGCAGAUUGUUAUUACAGGACAAUGCUUUGAAACAGGGCAAUUAUGCACAUUCCCUUCUGAUCAGCUGCGUAGCAGCAUUUGUGAAAUGACUAGUCUGAACGUCUUUAGCAGGAACUAAUUUCCUCCUUCUGUUUGACAAGAAAAAAAGGAGUUCACAUAAUUCAUGUUGGGGUUUAUUGGGCUCUGGGCUUUCCUUUCCUGCACAAAAAACAAACUGGGAAAGUAAAGAACUGAAGGCUGUUGUCUGUACUGUAGGAAACCCUUCUGUGGUAAUAUGUGCCUAUACUUCUCCAAAGUGUUCUGUUGUUGGUGUAAAUCUUCAUUUAAUUAAAGAAUUAAAUGCUAA
Messenger RNA from Pseudopipra pipra, 1501 nucleotides. It is a transcript of the gene COMMD9, whose product is annotated as COMM domain containing 9. The record is from RefSeq and is a predicted model, not a curated record. NCBI's taxonomy places the organism in Eukaryota, Metazoa, Chordata, Aves, Passeriformes, Pipridae. The coding region runs from base 82 to 678 and encodes 198 amino acids. The transcript is spliced from 6 exons.